AUGUCUUCUUCUUCUGCUGCUGCUACGUAUGCUCUGGGAGUGAGGACGAGAGCGCAAAAGAGGCGGAUGGGGGAGAGAGAUUCUUUGUGGGAUUUGGUCGUGAAGAACGACGAUAUUUGUUUCAAACACAUUCUUCCGAGAUUGAAUUCGACUGACGUGAAAUUCUUGUAUGGAGUGAAUGGUGAAACGAGAAAGUUGAUUAAGAGAUCGUCUCGCGCGGAAGAUUUGAAGAAGAAGUUUAAUAUAGAAGAGAUGUCGUCGAUAUCGACUUUGGAAGUAGCGUGGGAGAAUAAAUCGUUGUGGCCGAGAGACUGGAUAGAUGAAAUAUAUUUCUGCUGGCAAGUUGCUGGAACGAAUAAACUCGAGUUGCUCAAGUGGGCGCGAGAGGAGAAAAAGUGUAAGUUGGAUGGAAGGAUGAUUGAAGCGGCCGCAAAACAAGGCAAUAUGGAAAUGGUAAAGUAUUGCGUUGCAAAUAAGUGUCCUAUCGAUAAGUAUGCGUGUGCAGAGGCUGCCGGAAACGGUCAUCUCGAGGUACUCAAAUACUUACGCGAAGAAGGCAAAGCGCCUUGGGAUGGGAAUACUGCCGCUUGGGCGGCUCAAGAGGGUCAUCUCCACAUACUCGAAUAUCUUGUUGAGCGUAAGUAUGAUAGAUAUAACGAACGGGCGUGUCAGUGGGCGGCCAAGAACGGCCACUUGGAUUGUUUGAAGUACUUGCACGAAACCGCCAAAGCGCCGUGGAACUCUUUGGCCGUACGAGAAGCACAUCGGAACAACCACCCCGAAUGUGUACAAUACUGCCUCGACAACAACUGUCCUCUCCCAGAAGGUUGGUCGUACGCGAACGGAGAGCUCCACGUGCCAGACUAUUCAGAAUCAGAAUCAGAAUCAGAAUAA
Bathycoccus prasinos is the source of this 894-nucleotide messenger RNA. RefSeq lists its product with no specific name. Bases 1 to 894 code for a protein of 297 amino acids. Gene Ontology annotation, molecular function: protein binding. The transcript has a single exon. NCBI's taxonomy places the organism in Eukaryota, Viridiplantae, Chlorophyta, Mamiellophyceae, Mamiellales, Bathycoccaceae. The record is from RefSeq and is a predicted model, not a curated record.